CACCUGGCGACGGACUCGUUUUGAACCUGUUUUUCGUGUAUUAAAGCUCCAUAGAAAACGCUGUAUUUCGCUGAGCGGAGCAGAGUGAAAGCAGGACGGAACCUUCAGGCUGAGAACAGCCGAAUUUUGGCAGUUUUUUGUGGCGUCGUUAAAAGUGGGUUUUUAAAACGUACAUUUUCCCCAUCACUGUGAGGUUCUAACUCGGGUUGACUGCCUAUAAGAAUCAGCAGUCUCUUCAGGGCUUCCAUUGGCUUUUGAUGUCCGUGAUUUUAGGGUUUUAGCCUGAAGCUCAGUUUUUUCCCGAACAUUAUCCAUCAGCAACUUUCCAGUUGCUGAGCACUAAAUCAAACACGGCUUCGGCACCGACGUAGCAGAGGGGAAACUCGCAGGACAUGGACUCGAGCAAAGCUGGAGGCGUGAUAGCCUACAUCAGUUCCUCCAGCUCCACCUCCAGCCCGGAGUCCUGUCACAGCGACUCCUCCAACGGCAGCUACCAGUCGUCCUCGCCUCAGCGGGGUUCCUCGCCCAGCCGAGUCCGACUGGGCCAGCCACUUGACCCCUCGCUCGGCGUUGGCCGCCAGAACCUCCCUGGGAGUCAGAAAGGUGGCCGCUUCUCGUCCUCGGGAAAAUGUGGGAUCACAAAAAUCAACGGCCUGGUGCUGCUGUGUAAGGUGUGCGGUGAUGUGGCCUCCGGCUUCCACUAUGGUGUCCACGCCUGCGAGGGCUGCAAGGGCUUCUUCAGGAGGAGCAUUCAGCAGAACAUCCAGUAUAAGAAGUGCCUUAAGAAUGAGAGCUGUCCCAUAAUGAGGGUCAACAGGAACCGCUGCCAGCAGUGUCGCUUCAAGAAAUGCCUCAUGGUGGGGAUGUCCAGAGACUCUGUGCGCUUCGGUAGGAUCCCCAAACAAGAGAAACAGCGCAUGCUGCUGGAGAUGCAGAGUGCCAUGAACAACAUGAUGAACAGCAGCCAGGCGCUGCCCCUCGCCAACGCGCCCAUAGCCAGCGCCAUCAAACCUGCUUCAGAGGAGAUCGGCUCCGCCCCUUCAUCCUCAACAUGCUCCAGCUCCGACCCUGAAGCCGCCGUGCCCAUGGACACCAGCUGCAGCUCGGCUUCUCCCAGUGCGUCUGACAGCAGCGAGGAUGAGGUGAUCGGCUCAGUGACCAGGGCCCAUCAGGAGACUUUCAUGUACAACCAGGAGCACAGCAACCAAGCAGCGGAGACCCCCAGGGGCCCCCUGAACGGUGACUUUACCAAAACAACCACCAACCAGCUCUCAGAGGAGGGGCAGGACACGUGGAACCACUGCAACAACACUGUCAACGUGGCGGGACACAGCCCGCUGUCCAUCUUGGGACAUCCUCUGAAAAAGCUGGACAACGCUUCCAGCCAGUGUCCAUUCAAAGGGGCCAGGAACGCUGCUGCAGCCAGCCACAGUCCCACCUACAUACAUGGAGCUGUGAGAGCUCCACCCAAUGAGCUCUGCACCGGCGGCGUCUACAGCAGGGGUAAAUGGAGAGGACGCAGCAGGAUGUACCUGGUCUGUCCAAUGAAUAUGUCUCCUCACGUGGAUCCUCACAAGUCUGGCCAUGAGGUGUGGGAGGAGUUCUCUCAGAGCUUCACCCCCGCUGUCAGGGAGGUGGUGGAGUUUGCCAAGAAGAUCCCAGGCUUCAGAGAGCUGUCGCAGCACGACCAGGUCAGCCUGCUGAAGUCCGGCACCUUUGAGGUGCUGGUGGUUCGUUUCGCCUCACUGUUCAACGUGAAAGAGCGCUCCAUCACCUUCCUGGGUGGGAAGAAGUACAGCGUGGAUGCUCUGAGGACCAUGGGCUCCAGCGACCUUCUCAGCUCCAUGUUUGAUUUCCGUGAGAAGCUCGUGAACCUUGGUCUCAGUGAGGAGGAGAUGAGCCUGUUCACUGCUGUGGUCCUCGUCUCAGCUGAUCGCUCCGGCAUUGAGAACGUGAACUCUGUGGAGGCGCUACAGGAGACGUUGAUCCGUGCCCUGCGGAGCCUCAUCACCAGGAACCACGCCAACGAGUCGGCCAUCUUCACCAAGCUGCUGCUGAAGCUGCCCGACCUGCGCUCCCUCAACAACAUGCACUCCGAGCAGCUACUGGCCUUCAAGGUCCAUUCCUGAACUCUGGGACAGACUGUCCUGAUCCUGUACUGUAGGCGGAUGCAGCCACACUGCGUCAUGUCCAUGUGUUUGUGUGUAGCCGCUGUACAGCGCUUAGAAGCACUUUUCUUUCUUGUGACUGAGAUCUUUGCAUUCAUAGUGCAAUAUGUGACUGCUUUGUUUGAUAUGAGUGGUGUAGCAGUGAUUCCCAGUGACUUACACGACUCUGAAUGUUUGUUCCCCUUUCUUCCGUAUCCUCGGAAGAAAGGGGUGGUUGAUUGAGCUUCAUGUCUGGUUUCUUUUAGUGCUGUUGGGUAGAAUCAGACUGUAGUAUUACUGAAGUGACUGUACUAUAAGAGCUGCUGGUGUUCAGAUCAUCUUGUAUCCAGAGCUUCUGUCAGUGUGUGAAAAGGGUUGCAGUAAACGGAUUUAUAGAAUUUAAAUAUGUACUAUUAUACAUGACUGUAUUGAUGAAUAUCUAUAAAAAUAAAUUUUGCAAGUGAGGUGAAGUGUUUCUGGA
Messenger RNA from Girardinichthys multiradiatus, 2628 nucleotides. It is a transcript of the gene nr1d2b, whose product is annotated as nuclear receptor subfamily 1, group D, member 2b. NCBI's taxonomy places the organism in Eukaryota, Metazoa, Chordata, Actinopteri, Cyprinodontiformes, Goodeidae. Gene Ontology annotation, molecular function: RNA polymerase II cis-regulatory region sequence-specific DNA binding; nuclear receptor activity; zinc ion binding. The transcript has 8 exons. The record is from RefSeq and is a predicted model, not a curated record. Bases 393 to 2129 code for a protein of 578 amino acids. Gene Ontology annotation, biological process: cell differentiation; hormone-mediated signaling pathway; positive regulation of transcription by RNA polymerase II.